Molecule: messenger RNA, 1050 nt
Organism: Kwoniella mangroviensis CBS 8507
Lineage: Eukaryota; Fungi; Basidiomycota; Tremellomycetes; Tremellales; Cryptococcaceae
Exons: 4
Coding region: 1-1050 (349 amino acids)
Biological process (GO): lipid storage
Cellular component (GO): lipid droplet
Molecular function (GO): lipase activity
Source: RefSeq, a predicted model, not a curated record
AUGGACGAGCAACUCGCUUUUCUCCGACAUCCACCUAGCUCAGGCCCACUCCCUCUAGCAUGUUCGUUCAGAAGCAAAAGCGGGGAAGUAGAGUUGAACUACUGGCCUGCUAAGAGAGGAUGCGAAUCACCACCAGAUCGUCUCAUCCUUUUCAUCCUAGGUAAUCCCGGUUUGUUGGGCUACUACCCACCUUUCCUAACCCACCUUCAUUCCCUCCUUCCUCCCUCUCACGCUAUCCUAGCUACAUCUCACAUAGGUCACUCCACUAUCAUCCCCGGACCCAAAGAACCAUUAGAUCUGCCUCCGCAGCUGGAGAGCAAAAUCGACCUGGUUCACUCUCUUCGAAAAUAUCUGGACGACUGGUCAAGCGGAAAUGGGGAAACCGGCGAAAAGCCCAAAUUGAGCUUGAUGGGUCAUUCGGUCGGCGCAUGGUUAUCGUGUGAAGUGAUGAAAUCGCUCAACACGAGUCCGAACCAAGACCAAUGGCCUGUCCAAAGUGGGUACCUGUUAUUUCCGACUUUGGGCUGGAUAAGUAAUACAUGGAAUGGAUGGACUUUAUGGCCAAUAUUCCAUAGACCCUUCAAACCCCUCCUUCCCUUUCUCUCACCCCUCGUCCGACCCAUACUGCCUUACACAUCCUUACCAAUCACAUCGAUCUCCCUGGUCGGCUCUCCAGAAAUCAUCAGACACGUCUUACACCUCUCACGAUCGGAGAUGGACCUCAUCCGAGAUCCAGAUAUAGAAUGGUACAAAUCGCAAAAUUUGGAAGAUCAGCAGAGAGGGUUAUUUGGGAUAUGGGCCAAAGGGAAUUUAGAUGGUUGGGUGGGUAAAGAUGGACCCUUAGUCCAAGAUGCUUUGGGUGGAGAAGAGAGUGGUAGGGCGAGAUUGUUGGACGGUGUACCGCAUGCUUUCUGUCUCACACAAGAAAACUCAGAACUGGUAGCUGAAGUGGUAGCGAACUGGAUAGACCCCUCAUCGUCUCGUGGACCUAUUGACUCCCCCACAAUACACCCGAAAGAACCCCUUGGAGCGGACAUGAUGCCUAUGUAG